UUUCAACUGCAAACUAGCACACUCAAAGCAAAAUAGUUUGAUAUAUAUAAAAAUAUUUAAUUUUCCUGGGAAUCCCGCUCAAGGCCCGCCGCGCUCCACCCCCCCACCGGCAUGACCGUCUCCAAUGCUGUGGACCAAUUCACCAUGCUAACCGGCGACCGCUCCAAGAUCAAGGACUUGCUUUGCAGCCGGCUAACAGAGUGCGGCUGGCGGGACGAAGUGCGUCUACUUUGCCGCUCCAUCCUCCUAGAAAAGGGAUCCAACAAUAGCUUCACCGUGGAGCAGCUGGUAUCGGAGGUGACACCCAAGGCCCGCACCCUGGUCCCGGAUGCAGUCAAAAAGGAGCUGCUGAUGAAGAUACGCACCAUCCUAACGGAGAACGAGAACGAGGAUGAUGAUGAUGAUGAAGUGGAAGAGCAAGAAGAUGAACCUUAAACUAAGACACCUAAAGCAUGCAUGAUUGAGAAUUUCUUUUUUAAAGGAAAAUCUACAGUGCAAUUACACGAUAUUUAUUUGUACGAUUUUUAUACAUAAAUAUCCCCUGGAAAGGGAAUGGGUUUAUACACACA
Drosophila kikkawai is the source of this 569-nucleotide messenger RNA. It is a transcript of the gene e(y)2, whose product is annotated as enhancer of yellow 2. The record is from RefSeq and is a predicted model, not a curated record. Gene Ontology annotation, biological process: poly(A)+ mRNA export from nucleus; positive regulation of DNA-templated transcription; regulation of transcription by RNA polymerase II. Gene Ontology annotation, molecular function: transcription coactivator activity; chromatin binding. Lineage: Eukaryota; Metazoa; Arthropoda; Insecta; Diptera; Drosophilidae. Gene Ontology annotation, cellular component: DUBm complex; SAGA complex; nuclear pore.